AUGGCUACGUCAACUGUCACGCUAUACAACAUUCUCGGAGUGGCUAAAGCGAGUGACGAUGUGCAAUUGCGUAUCACAUAUCGUGAACGAAUUCAUCAAUUCAAAGCCGAUCGACAGAAAACACCUGGAAAUCGUACGAUUACAGCCGAACAAUUUCGACAAAUUUGUCGUGCUUAUGAAAGAUUAUCCGAUCAUGAUAAACGGAAACAAAUUAAUGCACAAGAUCCGGUAACAGGUCAUACACCACUGUAUUGUGCAGCAUGUACUUGCAAUGUUGAAGCUGUACACUAUCUGAUUGAACAAGGUGCCAAUCCUGAUUUAGUACAACAAGCCGGAAGUACGGCUUUACAUGUAGCUGCAUUCUAUGGAUAUCCAGAAAUGGUUCAAUGUCUAUUAGAAAGUGAAGCCGACUAUCAGUUAAAGAACUCUCUCGGCAACUUGGCCGAGCACGAGUCUUACAAUGAUGAGGUUCGAAAUGCUUUUUCUGCAUUGAAAAAGACACCAUUUGUACAAGCAGCUGCUAAUCAACUCGAUUGGUUCAAAAAUAAUGCGCACAAUAUUCAAGAACAUAUUGAUGUACAAUAUCAUGUUCAACGGCAGACACUACUUCAUUGCGCAUGUAAAAAAGGUCAUUUUGAUCUUGCUAAAUGGCUCAUCGAAGCACGUUCAGCUAAACUCGAUCUGGUUGAUAUUAAUUUAAAUUCGGCUCUGCAUCUUGCUGCAUAUGGUGGACAUACAUCAAUUGUACAAUAUCUUCUCUAUCGAGGUGCUAACUCAACUCUAAUCAAUAAAUUGGGUAUGACAGCUGAACAAGAAGGCAUAGUUCAUGGUACUCGAAUCACAGGGUGUGGGUUAAAACAAUGA
Messenger RNA from Rotaria sp. Silwood1, 864 nucleotides. The record is from the annotation of a GenBank genome assembly. Lineage: Eukaryota; Metazoa; Rotifera; Eurotatoria; Philodinida; Philodinidae.